Drosophila arizonae is the source of this 4766-nucleotide messenger RNA. RefSeq lists its product as uncharacterized. NCBI's taxonomy places the organism in Eukaryota, Metazoa, Arthropoda, Insecta, Diptera, Drosophilidae. The record is from RefSeq and is a predicted model, not a curated record.
CACGUUGGCCGCGCAACAACACGUCGCGUCUGCUAUUGUGAACCGCUGAAAGUGCUCAAAUUUGGCCGUUAACGCCGGCGUGCGAAACGCGUCGAUUGCGAUCCGCAGUUUUGAUUUGGAUUUUGGCCCACCGUCGGCAGUCUGCUUAGCACUGUGUCCACACACACACACACACAUACACACAUAUCUAUAUCCACAAGCAUAUUAAGUGCUUGAGAACGUUCUUUGUGAAUUCCGAAUUCCGAAUAUUUUUUUUUUUUUUUUUUUUGGUUCUUUGUUUUUGUUUGCGCCGUUUGUUGUGGUCGAAGUUUUCGCCUGAUGGCCGCUCGGGGAUUCCAAAGCCAAGUACAGUGAGUGCGCGAGUGCGUGAGUGUGUGUAAGCGAGUGUGCGUGUGCGUGUGCGUGCGCUCGUGUGUGCCUGUGUGUGUUUGACAAUAAUACGAGCCCAAUAACAGCGAUACCAAUAACAAAAGCAACAACAUACAUUAAAUCGCAGUCAUCGCCGCUCUUGGCUGCUACCGCGUUAUUUCCGCUUCCGCUUGCCGCUGCGCUCCUUGCACUUAUCCUGCAAUUACUUAAAGAACUCAACUCAACUCAACUCAACUCAGCUCAGCUCAACUCAACUCAGAGCCGGCAGCCAGAAGACGGAAGUGGCAGCGGUUGCACCAUGCCCGCUCGCACAAUGCCCAAACGGCGGACGCCGCUGCUCGCCCCGCUGCCCGCGCCGUCGGCGGCGCUGCUGUUGCUGCUGCUGCAGCUGGCUUUAUUCGCGGGCCCAGCUCAGCCCGACAAGGCGAACGGAAAUGAUGCGAUUUCCGUUGCCGCGAACGCCGCCAGCGGCCAUCGUCAUAUCCACUCAGCGGCGCCGUCACUCACACUGAUGAAACGUGACGCCAGCAGGGAGGAGGAGUCCGACACCAAUGAGCGCUCUGCUGCAGCAACCAAUGUGCAGCAGCAGCUGCAGCAGCAGCAGCGCUUGGAUUUCUCUGCCUAUGUGAAUGAUUUUAAUUUGCAAGCUGAGGCCAGCAUACCGGAGGACAUAUUUGACCAACAUGAUGCCGACAUAGGCGAAGAUGCGGCUGCCCAGAUGCAAUAUGCUGAGCCUGCGGAUGACGAGGCUGACGAGUACGAGGCAGCGGAUAUUAUACUUGAAUCUCAAAGGCCCACUUCAAGGAAUUUCACUGUUUACCUAGCCAAAGAUGGCAAGACAGUCAAGAAAAAAUACCAUAACAACAACAAUGGCAACAGCAACAACAAUAAAAACCACUACAGCUACAAAUUGAAAAACAAUAAGGAGAGCAUGCCGGCGAAGAGAGUUGCCAAUGAAGAGGAAGCAGCUACAAAAUCCACUUCCGGUGACGACAACGACAGUGCCAAGGACAACAACGGCAAGAAGAACGAUGAAGUCGACAGCGACAACGAGCGGAAUGGGAAUGGCUAUGGCUAUGGCUAUGGCUAUGGGUAUAGCAAUGGCAAUGGCAAUGGCGCUGGCGCUGGCACUGGCUACGGGGAUGAGGACACGGGCGAGGACAAUGCGGAGGAUGGGAAGCCAAACGCGAACUUUGACAGCAAAAGUUUUGCGUAUAAAAAAUUUAAGAACAUGCACGAACAGCAAAAUCAACAGAGCCAAAAGGAGCAACAGCAGCAGACGAAGCAGCAGCAGCAGCAGCAGCAGCAGGAGCAGGCAAAUGCCAAUGGACCGGCCCGCCAGCAGGAGCAGCAGGAGAGGAAUGCUGCACGGCAAUGGCAACGUGAGCAGCAGCAGCCGGCUGUGGAGCAGCUGUUUGAUUCUAUUGAAAUAUUAAAUGAACGAAAAUUUAAUAAAGCGCCCGGCCAAUCAACGUUGCCAGCCGCAGAGGAUGUCGCUGGCGAGGACAUUAUGGCAAUCGGCGAUAUUGAGGACAAUUUUGGUAAUGAUAAAGUAUUGGCGGAAAACAUUAAGUCCGCAAUUGACAAUGAUGAAUCAGCGGUGUCCAAGGAGAUGAUAAUGUCGCCAGCAGAGACCAGCACCACAGCCACGCCCUCCGCCAGCACCAGCACGAGCAACACCCCAACCACCAGCAGCACCAGCACCACACCGGCGACAACAACAACCCAAGCAGCUACAGCUGGCAGCUCCAUUCGGCGCGAUCUGCUGGCGCCCAUCGGCCGCAAGCCGAAACGACAUGGCAAUGGCCACAGCGCCAUGUCCUGGCCCGGCAGCAGAAGCUACGAGAAGAAGAAUUACGGCAUAGGCCGCCUUCAUGCCGCUGACUUUGAGCUGAACGCCGAAGACGUGGGCGAGCUGCACUAUUACGACGGGGAGCAGCAUUCGCGUGGCUCGGAUGACGGUGCUGGUAAGACGGAGGCCAAUUACUUGAGCAGCUAUUUGGGCCAUAUGGUAAAUGGAACCAAGCAACAGCAACAUCAGCAGAAGAAAGAACAGAAGCAGCCGCAGCAGCAGGAGCAACGUUUUCUAGACGACGGCGAGCGGCAGGGGGAGCAGCGGACGUCGCAGCUUGAAUUGGAAUCUACAUUGCGUUAUCAGCCGGAUGCUACGACAGCGUCGCCGUCGGCCUUUGAGCGCUUUAAGGCGCUGCGGCGCAGCAGUCGCCGGAACGGCCACAAGAGCCACAAGAAGCGCUACAAGGACUAUCUGAAGCACAGCAGCGCGCUGUCGGUCAAGCAGCGCAAGGAUCGGGAGCAGCACGCGCAGAAGUGGCAGCAGCAAAGGCAGCUGGCUGAGAAGCAGGAGCGAGAGCAGGAAAAGGAACGGGAACGGGAACGGGAACAGCAGAAGCAGCAGCAGGAGCAGCAGCAGCAGGAGAAGCAGCAGCAGGAGAAGCAGCGUGAACGAACUGAACAGGAAACACACGCCCAUGCAUCGCCAAUCUUUGCGCUGGGCGUACGGCCGCAGCGCAACACACCGAAACCCUUCUACGAGGGCCAAGUGAACUACUACGACCAUCAGGAGGAGCAGCCGCUGCAGCCCCUGGGCACUCACCACACCGAAAUGGAGCGGCUGAUUGCCAGCGAUAAUGACAAUUGGUAUCGCCGCAUCAGUCCAGUGUUGCGCAACGGCAUCAAGAGCACUGAGAUGCAUAAGCAGCACCAGCAGCAGCAYCAGGCCAAUCAUCAUCAUCAUCUGAAGCAUCAUUAUCAUCAGCACCAUCACCAUAAGCAUGCACGCCAACGUUUACCGAAUCCGUAUCAGCGCAAGGCCCCAGCUCAGCUAGCGACGCCGCCGACAACGCCGCAGCCGCCGCUGCCGCCACCGAAGCCGCAAUUGGGCCACCAGAUCACCGAGCUGGAGCAACUGGAGCGCUACUAUGCCAAGUGGCCGCAUCUAGCGCGCGUUCAGUUCCAGGUGUACGACGAGCACUACCGCGAAGCCCACCCGGAGCUCUAUGGCGACUACGAUGCGGACGACGAUUACGAGACGGCUGCCGAACUGGAGGAGGCGCAGCAGGAUCAUGGCGCGGAGGCCAAUCUGCCGCCGUACAUCAAGAAGUACAAUCGACGCAACAAGCAGCUGCUGAACCUGCUGGAGGGCACGCUGCCGCCACCGACGGCCACACCGUUCCCGGGCAUCUGGAGCGGCUCACAGCUGCAGCCGGGCCCGCAUGAGUCGGCGCCCAUACGAGUGGACGAUGAGUACGUGAAGCAGAAGCGACGUCGCUAUCAGCAGCGCUACGAGGACGUCUUUGCCCAGCAGCACAGCAGCAGCAGCAGCAGCAGCGGCAGCGGCAGCGGCAGCUCCACCACGACUCCAGCCACGCUGUCCAGCAGCCCGGCGUCGCAGCUAAACCAGCUGCCCGAGGAGGACAAACAACUGGAUGAGCAUCAGCUGUCGGCUGCCGUUGAUUUCUGGCAGAGGGAAGUCGAAACGAAGGCGGGGCCCAAGCCGCCGUCGCCGCACACAUCCACCUCGAAGCCGGCCCUGUACAAGCUGCCACUGUACCCGGCCAUCGCGGGCAGCUUCCUGGGCACGCCGCGCAGUCGCAGCGCCCAGUUCGUGGCGAAUGUGUCGGGCCGUGGACAAGGCAGCUGGCGUCCUGCUGCUCCGGCAGCUCCGGUCGGUGCUAGCAACCAUGUGGAUGCCCAUAAUGCGACAGCUCCACCGUUUUCGCCACUCAACUCGUUUGUCUAUCAUCGCGUGGUCGACAGCAUUGGGGCUGCCUCCUCGCUCAGCCGCAAGCAGCGUCUGCCCUUUGUGGCCAUCACGGAUCGGCGGCUGGAGAGCGUCGGCGCGCACAAGUUGGCCGGAGAGCAGCACAAGGAGCUCGAGCAGAAUCACUUUCCAAUGCCUUAAGCCGCUCCAGCAACACGAUCACGCUCAGCGCAAGUAGAAGAAGAAAUAGAAAAACAGCAGCAAAAAAAAAAAAAUAAAUAAUAAGAAAAACAAAUGAUGGAAAACUAGUUCGACCCCAAGCGAUGCGCAUGGAAAUGGAAUCGAAUUCAAUUAAGUUCGUGUACAAGCAUAUCAAAUUUAAGAGUGGAGUAGUGGAAGGGAAUCGAGUAGAACGGAUUCAAAGAGAUGAUAUCUAGAGUUAAGGACGGAAUGAAAAGAGCAGACAAUGAAGAAAACAGAAGCAAUUCAGACCGAUGAAUGCGACAGAGCAGCAGCAGCAGUGUAUAAAGAUAUCGGUAAUCGAGCGCAAUUAAUCGAUAAGAAACGAAUUCGCACGUAUAUCAACGUUACGUUUCGACGUCGCUCCAAACGGAUUUCCUUUGCUUACCAAACUUAAGCCUAGACAUCAAUUUUGAGUAGUUGCUUUCGAAUAAAA